This is a messenger RNA of Micromonas pusilla CCMP1545, 937 nucleotides long. RefSeq lists its product as uncharacterized. The coding region runs from base 97 to 822 and encodes 241 amino acids. The transcript is spliced from 2 exons. Gene Ontology annotation, biological process: mitochondrial electron transport, ubiquinol to cytochrome c. Gene Ontology annotation, cellular component: membrane. Gene Ontology annotation, molecular function: 2 iron, 2 sulfur cluster binding; quinol-cytochrome-c reductase activity. The record is from RefSeq and is a predicted model, not a curated record. Lineage: Eukaryota; Viridiplantae; Chlorophyta; Mamiellophyceae; Mamiellales; Mamiellaceae.
CGCGCGAUCAUGCUUCGUCGCUCGCUCGCGUCUUUGGCGGUCGCCGCCGGUCGCGCGAACGCCGCGCGCGCCGGAUGCGUCGCUAAUAUGCGCACGAUGCCGACGGGCUUCGCGUCUUCCGGGGAGACCCCGACGGGCGCCGAUCGCGGCCUCGCGCAUCGCCAGCUCGCGGCUGCCGCGGCGUUCAGAGGCAUGGCCACGGACGUCGCGACGACGUCGAACACCGCGAACAGCGGCGCGAUCACCGCCGCGCUGAAGACCCCCACCGCGGACAUUCAGUACGAUCUGAGCAACCACAGCGUCGACAAACCCGGAGACCCGUCCAAGCGCGCGUUCACGUACUUCGUCCUCACCGGUGGCCGCAUGGUGUACGCCUCCGCGCUGCGUCUGACGGUGUUGAAGUUCCUCCUCUCCAUGAGCGCGUCCGCGGACGUCCUCGCGCUCGCGUCGUUGGAGGUGGACACGUCUAAGAUCGAGUCGGGGCAGACGGUGACCGUGAAGUGGCGCGGGAAGCCGGUGUUCAUCCGCCGACGAACCCCGGGGGAGAUCGAGAAGGAGGUGGCGGUGGACGUCGGGAGCCUGCGGGAUCCGCAGACGGACGGCGAGCGCGCGGCGGACCCGGAGUGGCUCGUCGUCGUCGGCGUGUGCACGCACUUGGGGUGCGUGCCUAUCUCCAACGCGGGCGAUUACAACGGCUGGUUUUGCCCGUGCCACGGCUCGCACUACGACGCGAGCGGGCGGAUUCGCAAGGGGCCGGCGCCGUACAACCUCGAGGUGCCGGAGUAUAAGUUCACGGAGAGCGAUAAGAUGGUGAUCGGGUGAGAGAAGAGUGAACGUCGAGCGCGCCGGGCGCGGACCGAGUUUGGGGGCCGCGACCAAAAACUGUAUUUGCGUCUUUCUCACAUCUGUAAAAGACAAGCCUUUUAGCCUACGCACU